CAAGCAAGUUGAAACGUAUUCAGCGAGUUCAAGAAAAAAUCAAAACAAAUAUUUCCACACCAUGGUUUGCAAAGGUUGCGGAGCUAACUGCAAGUGCACGGACACCAAGUGCGGCGACAACUGCGCCUGCAAUCAGGACUGCAAGUGCGUGUGCAAGAAUGGACCCAAGGAUCAGUGCUGCAAGACCAAGUAGAUGGAUGGAUCGAAAAAUGAAAACCAAAAUAUAAAAUUUGGUAUCUUUAAAGAAGAAUGGAUCCCAGCUGGAUCUAUAGAUCGUAUAAAAAACCAAUAAAUAAAUGUAGGUCUCUCUAAACCUCAAA
Messenger RNA from Drosophila subpulchrella, 320 nucleotides. RefSeq names its product metallothionein-3. NCBI's taxonomy places the organism in Eukaryota, Metazoa, Arthropoda, Insecta, Diptera, Drosophilidae. Gene Ontology annotation, molecular function: metal ion binding. The transcript has 2 exons. The coding region runs from base 62 to 193 and encodes 43 amino acids. The record is from RefSeq and is a predicted model, not a curated record.